AGCGCCUCAGCCACUUCCCUGAAGGCCGCAGUGCGCAAGCGCGCAACAUCUCCGCUUUUCCCUCAGCCCCUUCCCCCCCUUCGCUCCUUUCCCCUUCACGAAGCCGGCUCUGGGGCGCUCUCGCCCUGUAAGGAGGCCGGAGGCCAGACUCGGGUGGCGCCCUCCACUCCCACAAGACCAUGUACCACCCCAGCCGGGGGGCGGCCCGGCGUCUCGGGCCUUGCCUCCGCGCGUACCAGGCGCGACCCCAGGACCAGCUCUCCCCGCGGACCCUCCCGCUCCUAGCCCUUUGGCCCCACUCCGCAGCAACUACUUCCCCACCGCGUCCUCGGCUCAGGCCCCCCGCCCCGCGCUGCGCCCCCGUCCGCUGCCCUCCCGCUAGGCCGCUUCCCCCAGCUGCCCCGCUGCCUCUGCCCCAGCUCCAGGUGCUCGCCUCACCCUGGCUGGUUAUCCCGCCGGGCAGCGGGGAGGAGGGUCCGGGGCCCGAGCUGCACAGCGGCUGCCUGGAUGGGCUCAGGAGCCUUUUUGAGGGACCCCCCUGCCCCCGCCCCGGAGCCUUGAUACCUUUCCAAGCCCGCGGGGCCGCGCACCCUUGCCCCGCCGCGCCGUCGGGAGACCCUGGCAUGGAGGAGCAUCUGGCGCUCAUGCACGAGAGGCUGAGGCAGGAGCUUCCCACCCUCUUCCUGCACUCUCACGACUACUCUCUGUACUCCUUGGACGUGGAAUUCAUCAACGAGAUCCUCAAUAUCCGCACCAAGGGCCGGACGUGGUACAUUCUGUCGUUGACCCUCUGCCGCUUCCUGGCCUGGAACUACUUUGCACAGCUGCGGCUGGAGGUUCUGCAGCUGACUCGCCACCCAGAGAACUGGACACUGCAGGCCCGGUGGCGGCUGGUAGGACUGCCCAUCCAUACACUGCUCCUGCGUUUCUACAAGCGGGACAAAGAGGAGCUGUACCGGACCUACGAUGCCUAUUCCACCUUCUAUCUGAAUCCCGAGGGCCUCAUUUGUCGCCAUCACCUGGACAAGCUGAUGCCCUCGCCCUCGCCAAGCGCACCUGUGAAAAAGCUGCUGGUUGGAGCCCUGGCGGUGCUCGGGCUAUCGGAGCCAGAACCCAGCCUGCACGCGUGCCCCAAGGCCUGAGCUGGCCCGCAAGUACUGUGAGCUGGACCCUGCUGCAGUGCUCUGUUGCAGUGCUCUCUGGGUCCUGAAGAUUCCAUACAGUGUUCCAAAAAUACUUCUAUUUAAUAGAUAUUAAAGUAAUUACAAAAGAA
Messenger RNA from Cavia porcellus (domestic guinea pig), 1273 nucleotides. RefSeq names its product chromosome unknown C6orf136 homolog (gene CUNH6orf136). The transcript has 6 exons. Bases 180 to 1142 code for a protein of 320 amino acids. Lineage: Eukaryota; Metazoa; Chordata; Mammalia; Rodentia; Caviidae. The record is from RefSeq and is a predicted model, not a curated record.